CAUGCAUAAAGCAUGAACUUCACCCGAAAAUAAAAUAAAAUACUCCCAACAAUAUUUACUUGAUUAUUUUUCUACAUGAACCUCAAUGUAUCCAUACAUACAUCAUGAAUCCAGACAAACCCGUGUCGAAAAUGAACCAAAAACGACUUGUUUUCUCAAUGUUACCUUUAAUGGUUUCCGCUCUCCUCAUCGCGAUCUUCGUCGUCUUCAACCUCAGUGUGAAAACCCCGUUAUUUUAUUCGUCAAAUCUCCAGAACCAUCCAUCACCAAAGCAAUUCAGCCUCCUAAUAGGAAUCCUAACUCGAGCAGAUAAUUAUGAUCGUCGCCAUUUCCUACGCCUCAUUUAUGGAAUCAAAUCCCCUCCGUUCGCCCAAAUAGACAUCAAAUUUGUAUUCUGCAACCUCACAAAACAAGAACAAAGAGUUCUAAUAUCCCUAGAGAUCCUCCGAUUCAACGACGUUAUCAUUCUCAAUUGUUUCGAGAACAUGAACAACGGGAAAACAUACACCUACUUCUCUUCACUUCCACAAAUUCUAUCUCAGUCUUAUGAUUAUGUCAUGAAGGCGGAUGAUGAUGUCUUUUUACGGCUUUUGCCACUGGCAUUAUCACUACAGCCACUACCAAGAUCGGAUUUGUACUACGGGUUUGUGAUUCCCUGCCAAAGUAUGAAUCCGUUUGUGUCGUAUAUGUCGGGAAUGGGGUUUGUUUUAUCAUGGGAUUUGGUUGAAUGGAUUGCAAGUUCGGAUAUUCCUAGAAAUGACACUUUUGGUCCUGAGGAUAAACUAGUUGGAAGAUGGUUGAAUGCUGGACGGAAAGCGAGAAACAGGUUUUCUAACAAGCCUGCCAUGUAUGAUUAUCCGGGUACAAACGGGAGAUGCUCGCAUGAGCUUAUUCCCGACACGAUAGCCGUUCACAGGCUCAAAAGAUGGGAUCAAUGGCUUGCUGUGAUUCGGUACUUUAACGUGACUAAAGAACUUAAGGCGUCCAAACUUUACCAUGGUUUAGAUUUUUAAUUCGAUUUUCAUAUUCAAUAUCGAUUCGCGUUAAGAAUUCAGUUUCUAGAGAAAAAAACACAACAUAGACGAAGAAUGUGAAUUUUAUUAUUUCGUUCCAUAGUAUACAUGUUAGCUCUCAUUCAAAGACGGUUCACAGGCGCUUUAUUUCUUUUAUUUAA
Messenger RNA from Helianthus annuus (common sunflower), 1174 nucleotides. RefSeq lists its product as uncharacterized. Gene Ontology annotation, cellular component: Golgi membrane. NCBI's taxonomy places the organism in Eukaryota, Viridiplantae, Streptophyta, Magnoliopsida, Asterales, Asteraceae. The transcript has a single exon. Gene Ontology annotation, molecular function: hexosyltransferase activity. The record is from RefSeq and is a predicted model, not a curated record. The coding region runs from base 105 to 1013 and encodes 302 amino acids.